Messenger RNA from Medicago truncatula (barrel medic), 3123 nucleotides. RefSeq names its product ribonuclease II, chloroplastic/mitochondrial. Gene Ontology annotation, cellular component: P-body. Bases 96 to 2459 code for a protein of 787 amino acids. Gene Ontology annotation, molecular function: 3'-5'-RNA exonuclease activity; RNA binding. Lineage: Eukaryota; Viridiplantae; Streptophyta; Magnoliopsida; Fabales; Fabaceae. Gene Ontology annotation, biological process: mRNA catabolic process. The record is from RefSeq and is a predicted model, not a curated record. The transcript is spliced from 14 exons.
CCGAGUCUUGUAUUAUCGAUCUAUCUAUCGUAACGAAGGUUUAUCCUACCUUCACUCACUCAUAUAGCUCCAAUGAACCUCUGAAACCUUCUUCAAUGGCCGUUCGAGCAGUUAACACCUACUCGCUCCUCCGCCCUUCUUCCCCAUCUCUCUCCACCGUCCCCCGCUUCUUCUCCCCACACCACCCUCUCCCCUCCGCUCUCCGCUUCCAUCCUCCCUCCUCCUCCCAUGUCUGCCAUACUCAAACUCGCUCCAUCAAAAGCCUCUUCGAAACCGUUAUGGAAGAACUUCAAGCCAAACGUAAACUCCGCAAGAAAAUCGUUUCCGUUAACGCUUCUUCUUCAAACACGGAACUAUUGAAUGAAGAGCAUGUUGAAGAUAGACUUGUGAAGCGUUCCUUGCAAAAAGGUUUGCUUUUGGAAUUCAAGAAAGAUUCUGAUAAAAUAUUGCUAGCAGUAGCUCAGAGACCUGAUGGCAAGAAGAACUGGAUGGUUUCAGAUCAGAAUGGUGUCACUAGUUCCAUCAAGCCACAACAAGUGACAUAUAUUGUUCCCGGCAUAUCCAAUUUUGACCAAGCAGAUAUCACACAUUUUGUUCAGAAAGCUCAGUACAACAUGGACCCAUCACUACUUGAAUUUGCUUGGUUUGAGCUACAUGAAAAGAAUAAGUCCGUGACAGUUGAAGAGAUGGCUGAGAUAAUUUUUGGUCGUGUUGAGCCUCUUGAGAGUUAUUCUGCUCAUCUCUUGCUAUCAAAAGACGAAAUAUACUUCACUAUACUUGAAUCUAAAGGAUUGCGUUGCGUUUAUGGACCUCGACCAAGUGAGCAGGUUGAGGAGCUUAUUCGUAGAAAGGUUGCAAAGGAAGCUGCUGAGAAAGAAUUUCAGAACUUCAUUAAACUGUUAGGCUCUGCAAAAUCAAUGCCUUCACAUGAUAAACCUUCCAAAUCUUCAUGGCAGGAUGAUGAGAAAAUUUGGAGCAGAAUUGAGUCACUUGAAGCAUAUGCUAUUGAUGCUUGUAUAAGUGAUAAACAAAGGGAAACAGCCGGGAUAAUACUAAAGGAAAUGGGUCUGGCAAAAACAUCAUCUUCAGCUGUAAAUCUCUUGAUAGAUAUUGGGUAUUUUCCUGUACAUGUCAAUCUUGAUUUGUUGAAAUUGAGAAUUCCCACUGAUCACUUGGAAAAGAUCACAUCAGCUGCCCAAAGUCUUCUAUCAGACUCAUCUGAUCCAGACGAGAUUAACAGGAAGAACCUUACUAACCUGAAGGUCUAUGCCAUUGAUGUUGAUGAAGCUGAUGAGCUUGAUGAUGCUCUGAGUGCAACAAAGUUACAAGAUGGUCGGAUUAACAUUUGGAUACAUGUUGCAGACGCAACUAGAUAUGUUCAACCUGGAAGUAUUGUGGAUAGGGAGGCUAUGAGAAGGGGAACUUCUGUUUUCUUGCCCACUGCUACAUAUUCUAUGUUUCCAGAAAAUCUUGCCAUGGGAGCUAUGAGUUUGAGACAAGGGGAGGUUUGUAAUGCUGUUACUGUAUCAGUUGUGCUGCAUGACGAUGGCAGCAUUGCAGAAUGUUCAGUGUUCAACUCAGUGAUUAAACCAACUUACAUGUUAACAUAUGAGAGCGCAUCAGAGCUACUCAAUUUGAACCUUGAAGAGGAGGUUGAACUUAGAAUUUUGUCUGAGGCUGCAAAUCUUCGGUUAAAUUGGCGCCGCCAGCAGGGUGCAGUCGAGACAGCAACAUUAGAAGCUCGCAUCAAAGUGUCUAAUCCAGAGGAUCCAGAGCCAUCAAUAAACCUUUAUGUAGAAAAUCAGGCAGACCCUGCAAUGCGAUUAGUCUCUGAGAUGAUGAUCCUCUGUGGCGAAGCUAUAGCUACAUUUGGAUCUCGGAAUAACAUUCCUUUACCCUACAGGGGACAACCUCAAUCAGAUAUAAAUCUUUCUGAAUUUUCCCAUCUUCCAGAAGGGCCUGUUAGGAGCUUUGCCCUAGUCAAGAUAAUGCGUGCAGCUGAAAUUGAUUUCAGGAAGCCAGCACGCCACGGGGUUUUGGGAAUUCCUGGUUAUGUUCAAUUUACCUCUCCCAUCCGUAGAUAUUUGGACCUUCUUGCUCAUUAUCAGAUAAAGGCAUUUCUUAGAGGCGAGCCUCCACCCUUUACAUCUGGUAAUCUCGAAGGUCUAGCAUCAGGUGUAAAUGAGAAAGUUAGAGCAGUGAGGAAGCUCUCCAACAGUAGUCUCCGUUACUGGAUACUAGAAUAUUUACGAAAACAACCAAAAGAGAGAAGAUACCGUGCUUUAGUCCUUAAAUUUUUGAAAGAUCGCAUUGCAGCUCUGUUGUUGGUUGAGGUUGGAUUUCAAGCUACUGCUUGGGUCUCAGUUGGAUCACAGAUAGGGGAUGAAGUAGUGGUUAAGGUUGAACAGUCACAUCCACGUGAUGAUAUUAUUUAUGUGAAGGAGGUUGCAAGAGGUUGACUUGAGAUAUGUUCUUGAAAAGACCUUUACAAUUUCAACAAGUCGUUCAAAAGGCUAAGCUCCUAAAAGUUCUGUACUUAAUAUCAACUAACACAUGAACCACACUCUUUCAUUUGAGAGGAUAGCCUUGUUAACUCCCACUCAGCUUGGCUAGUUUGGUACAACCUCGUCUUUUGCAUGGAAGUGCGAUCACGCUUCACUGGCCAAAAUUCAUCAUUUAAAGCUGUUCAAAUCUUUAAGAGCAUCUCUUGCACAGAAGUUCAUGAAUGUUUCGGCCUUCAAUCAUGCUGCAACUGUACAUCAUUUUCUCUAAGCAUGCAGUGGCAAAAAGUUAGCAGGUUUUCGCGCCCGCUGAUAGUUUGCCCAUUAUUAAUUUUUUAAGAUGUCUCUAAUAGAGGUUGUUGUAGUAAUGCAUCGCCAAACUGAGAUUUUUCUCAUAUUUUACUGAAUUCAUGGCCGAGGGCAUUUUGUUUUUGGAACGGUAAAUGAUAGUUGUUUUUGUUAGAUUCAUUAGAUCUUAGAGAGUGGGUUUCAAAUCUUAUCCUCUCAUAAUUCCCAAUUUUUAUCUCAAGAAUGUAUAUUGUAAUGUGAGUUUCUAUUCAUCCCCGAAUAUUAACGUUCAUGAAUGUUAAAGAAGGAAAAUACUUUGCUUUGAUUUGUCUCA